AUGCGAGUAUUUGUCCUAGGCUUGAUCGGAACUUUGAUCUAUUUGAACUGGACGCCCAAUACUGAGGGAUCUACACAAAUCUUGUCUAUCGAGCGCCUCCACGCUGAACACGCAAAAUGUAGUCGGCUGCAGCACAUUCCUCAAGACCCACAGUCAUCUCGAACAAAAAGCAUGAGACACUCUGAAAGUCAACAGCCCAUCUUGAUCAGGAAUGCCACAGUCUGGACGGGAGAGCCGAGAGCGAAAAGCAGUAUUGAAGAUAUCAGGACUGGCAAAGCUUACACAUGGUCUCAUGCCGAUCUGCUUCUUGAAGAUGGUCUGAUCAAGAAAGUUGGCCACCACAUCGUAGAUGAGAGCCUGCCUAAGAAUGUGAAGAUUAUUGACGCUGGGGGACGGCAAGUGACCGCUGGAAUCAUUGAUAUGCAUUCUCAUACAGGAGUAGAUAGUUUGCCUGCCUUGGACGGCGCACAAGACACGAAUGAGCUAUCGAGCGACAUAACUCCUUAUGUGAGAUCUCUUGAUGGUCUGAAUCCACUGGAUCCACAAAUCCGGGUCAUCAAGAGCGGAGGUGUAACUACGUCCUUGAUCUUGCCCGGCAGUGGCAAUAACAUCGGCGGAGAGGCCUUCGUCAUCAAGCAUGCUGUUGGUCAAAGUAAUGGUCGGCCUGAGCUCAGCAUUGAAAGCCUUAUAGCAGACCCCGAUAAGACCUGGCGAUACAUGAAAAUGGCUUGUGGUGAAAAUGCGAAGAAUGUAUACGGAAAGGUUGGCGAACAUGGACCGGUAAGCAGACUUGGCGAAGCAUGGGAGUUUCGGCAUGCUUUUGAACAAGCUGCAAAAUACAAAAAUUCUCAAGACGAGUGGUGUGCCACUGCAGACCGUAUCGGGGCUCAGAAUAUGCAGUCCUAUCUUCCUUCGGACCUGCGAUGGGAAAGCUUGUCAGCAGUGUUACGAGGUCAGGUCCUGGUAAACACACACUGCUACACCAUUCCAGACCUGGAGUCUUUUAUUGGCUACACUAAUGAGUUCAAUUUCUCCGUCCGAGCAUUUCAUCAUGCUCAUUCCACCUAUCUGAUUCCAGAAGUUCUGAAAAGGGCAUACGGCGGACGAGCGCCUGCGGCUGCUCUCUUCGCCGACAAUAUGAAUUACAAGACCGAAGCAUAUGUGGCAUCUGAGCAGGCCGGAAAGAUUCUCUUUGAGAAUGGUAUCACUCCGGUAUAUGUUUCCGACAAUCCGGUUCUCAAUGCACAGCACGUUGUAUUCGAGGCCGCCAAGGCAUAUCGGGCUGGGUUACCAUAUCAUGCAGCAUUGGCCGGCGUGACCAGCGCUUCUGCCGAGCUUCUCGGUCUUGGAAACAGAAUUGGCAAGCUCAGGCCCAAUUUCGAUGCUGAUGUGGUCAUCUGGGACUCGGAUCCUCUCGCUGUCGGUGCAACUCCUUUGCAGGUCUUCAUCGAUGGAGUGCCUCAAUUUGAAGAUCCUGUGGUUCUGGAUAAACCCUUUACUGCUCCAAUCAAGCAUUUCGUGAGCCAGGAGGUGCAAGAUCAGCCAACAGCGAAGAGUCGUAUUGGAUUCACAGGGGUAUCGAAGAUCCUUCUGCCAGGCCAUGAACAGAUACUGGCCGAGGAAUACAGCAACGUUGUCGUUGAAGAUGGGCGAAUCAGUUGCAUCGGAAAAUGUCACGAGGAUGUCUCAUCGCUUUCUGCUGCCGAUAUCAUCAAUUUGCAAGAUGGUCACAUAGCCCCUCCACUCACAGCAUUUGGCUCAUUGUUGGGCAUAGAGGAAAUCACAGCAGAAAGCACCACCUCCGAUGGAUCUCUCGACGAAUCAUCCUUCUCUGCGGCUAUCGAUGGUCUCAGAUUCGAAGGCAAGAAUCUGGCCGCAGCAUACAGACACGGCGUGACGAAAGCCAUCACAGCACCGAAAUUCGCCUACGCAGACCACAAGGGCAUCUCAGCGGGUUUCCGCGUCGGCGCGAAGCACGCUCUGGAAAAAGGUGCUAUUUUCAACCCACACAUCGCUCUGCACUAUACCUUGACAUCUGAUGUAAAAAGCGCCAAGACUCCUUCAAUCUCCAGUGCAAUCGCAGAAUUAAGAUCUAAGCUUCUCAAAGCCAUCACCACCUCCCAGAAAGAAGGCGAAAUUCAACCCGCAGAAGAAGUCGCUCUUUCCAAAGUCGUGAACGGCAGCCUACCCCUCGUCCUCGGCAUCCACUCAGCAGACACAAUCGCCUCCAUUCUCCGGCUCAAGAGCGAGAUCGACACCGCCACCAACUCCACCCUCCGCCUCGCAAUCCUCGGAGGCGCGGAAUCCUACAUCCUCGCAAACGAACUCGCCGCAGCAGACGUAGGCGUAAUCUUAGCACCACUCUUCAGCUACGCAGCAACCUGGGAUCAACGCAGGGCAUUGACGGGAGCUCCACUCACGAAUGGCACGGCAAUCGACGUGCUUCACGCUGCAGGAGUGAAAGUUGCCAUUGGCGUCGACGAAGAUUGGGAAGCGAGAGAUUUGUUUCUGCAGGCUGGGAUUGUGCAAAUUAAUUCUGGUGGGAAGAUUGACGAGAAAGAGGCUUUGGCUUUGGCUUCGAGGAACAUUUGUGAGAUUCUGGGUUUGGAGGGACUUGAAGAGAAGGGUUCGGAUCUUGGGGAGUUUGUCGUGUUUGAUGGCAAUCCUCUCACGAUCAAUGGUCAAGUACGAGCUGUUGCGGAUGGUAGAGGAUUGGUUAGUGUUUGGGCGUGA
This is a messenger RNA of Pseudocercospora fijiensis CIRAD86, 2733 nucleotides long. RefSeq lists its product as uncharacterized. The transcript has a single exon. The record is from RefSeq and is a predicted model, not a curated record. The coding region runs from base 1 to 2733 and encodes 910 amino acids. Lineage: Eukaryota; Fungi; Ascomycota; Dothideomycetes; Mycosphaerellales; Mycosphaerellaceae. Gene Ontology annotation, biological process: N-acetylglucosamine catabolic process. Gene Ontology annotation, molecular function: N-acetylglucosamine-6-phosphate deacetylase activity.